UUGUAUCGUAAUAAAAGAAUUAUUGGGUGAUGUUGUCUCGUUCACGGAAGGGAAAUAUGGAAUCUUGUCAAUGGCUAUCACGGCGGUUUGAAAAUCUGCCAUAAACUCUAGCACUGAAUGUUGGAGAAAUACAAAGUACUCGGUGAAAUGGAUUUAUUCUCAUGGAUACUUUGGAUUACAAUAACUGGACUGAAGACUUCAUUAGCGCAAAUGUACGACGACCGAUUUGCUGAUGACAUAUCUGAAUGUAGAACUGACAGUCAUGAAGUCUUGCACGACCCAGCCAGACGCGUCCUGGAGACUGUACCACUCGGAGGACAUACGGGAACUCUAUGUGAUUCGACCUUGACACCAGGAUGGUACAGGUUUUCCCUCGAUGGAAGAGCAGCCGAUAUGGCGGGCGAAUGCAUGCUGCCUAACCAAUGUGGGACAUCGACCCCAAUCUGGCUUCGCGCCAAAAAGAACGAAUCAAUCGAGACAUAUGACGACAGACCUGUGUUGCCAGAGAAACACCAAUCAAAAUCCAUCAUGGCUUGUGUAUCUGUCCAAUCAGAUUGCUGCGCUCAUCUUGUGCCAGUUCAAGUCCGGAACUGCGGGGAAUACUUUGUUUAUUUCCUGUGGAUAACAAAACCUGUGAAGGAAGCUGUAGCUUGCCCUUCCUUCUGUGCGGAGAGCAAGGCUGCAACAACAAGAAAAGGACGGAAUGUUGGCCCCAGAAGCUUGCACGGAUCAUCACCUCGGGUGUCUUCAACAGAUCAGCGGGUUCAAGGAGGGUUUCGACUCCGCUGUACGUACGAUAAACCAUCGAGGCCAGAAAUCGCAAACCAAGCGUUGUAUAGAAUUACUUGGACGGUCACGCAACAUGGGACAAAGGAAUUAUUCCACACUGACGAAACGACUGAGACUUUUUCUGAAGCAACUGUCGUCAGAAUUGACGUCACGGUCACGUGUUCAGUGAGAAUUGUCGACAGGAGAACCCCAACGUCUGAGCUGCAAGGCGUGGAAGGAAGCCCCGGAUACUAUAUUGGAUUAAAGAUGCAACCACAGGUCAUAAGUAUACGAGAAGGUGAAACACAAACUGUGACGGUGACAUCCUCAGUACCGUUUCCAUGCCAACUGGAUGAUCGAGGCAACUGUGUUAUGAGGGUUUUCUUGGCUGCGAGAAACUUAGAUUCUAAGGACAAUCUACCUCCAAAUGUAAUGAUUAGUGGAUGCUCUGUUGCCAUCUCGCGGAUAAGCUGUCAGGAAGGAGUUUGUGGAAAAGGGAAAUUUGAGAUUUCCGGAGUCCAGGACUUUGCAAAUGACGGGACACGAAAAACUCUGGUUGAAACUAUCCCGAUACUGGCCCACGAUGCUGCUUGGGCUGGCUAUGAUGCCCCAGACGUCGAGGUCACAAUCACGGAUGUAGAUACGUCACAAUGUUAUUCAUAUACUGACCCGCAUAUUGUGACACUAGAUGGAGCACUAUACGACUUACACACGACAGGAACGUUUGUGAUGUAUGAGUCAACGGAACGAGACUUUAAGGUGCACUCUAGGGUCUGGGACAAGUGUGACAUCACUAACAGGACUACGUCAUCUCACAAUUCUUGGUGUCACUGCGGAGUAGCAGCUAGUCAAGGAGGUGACGUCAUCGUUAUCGACGGAUGUGGGCAAGAUGUGACGUCAUCAAAUGACGUCACUGAACCUCUAAUUGAAAUCGUCAGUGAGUUACCAAUGGACCCAGCUACUCGCAUAUUAACAUCGAGAGAAGGGGAGAAAAUAACGAUCUUCUUCCCGUCUGGGGCAUUUGUUCGAGUUGACGUGGAACCAUGGGGUCUCGGAAUAACAGUGCAGGCACCCUUUGUUGAUCAUGGGAAGACUAAGGGGCUAUGUGGACAUUUUGAUGGAAAUUCUAUCAACGAUGCAAGGAGACAAAACAUUGAAAAUUUUAGACUCCCAGCCGGUUUCAGCUUGUUUGAACGAGUUCCUGUCAAAAAGUCAAACUCCACAGUUUCCCCAAACUACUGUUUAUGUGGCAAGUACGGCGAGAAAUGUCAAUACCAAAACCCGAUACAUCGACCAAAUCUAUUUGAGGGGAAUGACAUCACUGAGAAAUAUGUCGCACUUGCAGAGUCUAAGAUGAUCCAACGCCAGCCGAAUAAAAUAUUCCCUCGAGUUUGGGAUGCGUCUUCUUCUCAUCAAGAGAUGAGAGGACAAGACUAUUCAAUCUGGCAACCCUCGUCUGGGAGGUAUCGUAGUAGAAGCAAGAGAUCUAUAAAGAAAGAUUCACAGAAUGGUGGAAAGCAGAAGCGAUCGGUACAAGAAAGGAGAUCUCAUAGAAAACGCGGGAGGCGAAACAAACGACAAUCUGUGGCUGAAAUCCCAGGCCAAAAUGACUAUGGAUAUCACCAAGGAGUUGGGUCAUAUCACGGCUAUCAAACCAUGCAUGAUGACCCUCGAACUUAUGGCGGAAGUUAUCAGGAAGGGAAUACCAUGUACGGAAAUCAACGGUCACAAGGUGGCGUUGGAAACAUUCCCGCCAACGAACAAGAAAAUUGGCAAAGAGGUGCCUAUUCCAACCAGCAAACUCAAAAUGCAUAUAAUCCGAGCGGGUCACAUCUAGGAGCAUAUUCUGGACAAAACCCCAAUUAUCGAGAUUCAGGACAAAAUGUCCUGAUCGGGGGGUCGAACAAUUAUUACAAUCCAUAUGAGAAUUAUGGUCAAUACCAGUACAAUCCAAAUAACUAUUUUCAGUCACAAGUGUCGGGAAAUGGCUUCCAGAAUCCACAGUUUACAAACCCUAGUUAUGGAUAUGUACCGGAUUAUAGCUCCCAACAAAAAGUUCCUGGUACCGGAUAUGUAAAUCCGGUGCACCAAUCCGGAUAUCAUUCAAACGUCGGAUCCGACGUUCAGUCUGAUAGUGCACAAACUGAAUAUGCAACCGAUCAGAAUGUUAAAGGUCAACAGCUUCCAAAUACGGAGUCAAUAUCCGGAAAUUCGGGUAAUCCGGUAACGGGAAAUACAUACUCUAGUUACGGAUAUGUCCCAAAACCGGUAGGGGAUUACGGAAAUACACAACAGAAUCAAAAACCAGAGCAGAGUCCGGAGUCAAGAUCUGCCUAUUCGGAUACUACCGGAUCCAACUUCGGAUACUAUCCGGAUUAUUAUUCACAACAGAGAAAUUUUAUUCAGCAACCUAGAUUUGGGGCCCAGUUUGGCAAUAUGGGUCAAGGGGUCCCCAACCAUGCAAGCUAUGGGUAUGUCCCAGAAUAUAACCCAUAUCAAAACACCCAUUCUGGUAAUCCACGACAUGCUCCGGAUUCGAUCCCCGGAUAUGGGACAGAAUCCGGAGCUGGGGACUCCCAGUAUAAUAUCCCUGGCGCCGGCAACAAUUUUCGCAGCGGCCAUGUUGGUAAUUCGCAAAGUAUGAGUACACAAAAUGCUCCGGAUACUAUCCCCGGAUUUGGAGCAAAACCCGGAGUUGGGGACUCCCGGUAUAAUAUCCCCGGCGCAACAAAUAGUUUUCAUGGCAACUUCGGGGCUGGUUAUAAUUCUCAAUAUUCAAACUACCAAUCAUCGCAAGCUGGUGGUGCCGGAUAUGGAGUCGGAGUUCCACAAGCCGAUUCUGGUAGUGCCGGAUAUGGAUCCGAAGAAAUUCGGCGAUCGCAAACUCCGGUUACAAGAAGCGAUUAUAUUUCUGGUAUAUCGUCGCGGAAGAUUUCAAAACAUAAACGAAGGGGUGUCGAUACUGCUGCAAGUACCGGUCCGCGUACUGUGGAAACUGGAACAGGUCGUCGUCAGUUCGGGGCUCGUAUUUCUGUCGGUGAAGUUCCUCCAUCGCAUCAGAUUUUGCAACCACAAACCCCAGAUAUGAUUUCAAUAUAUGGAGACCAGACGCCAGACCAGGGCAGGAACGAGGGCACGAAAUACAGAAAUCGGGCGACCUACGUUUUCUUGGACGAUCGUUUUCCGAAAACUAGCCUCAAAACAGACAUGAGAUGGCCAAAUAGCAAAGGAUGGUCGAAAAAUUAUGUGAUUGCAAAAUGUGGCUCAAUCAUACGGAAACUGAGCAUCGUUACAGCUUGUGGGACGAUCUUAGGUGAAGAUGCCAUCCAGAUAGCCAUCGAUAUAUGCGUCCGAGAUGUCCACAAUAAAGGCGACUGGAUUUGGGCUGAGAGAUCGUACUCCAUGAUUGAAAAUAUGUGUGAGGGAAGACUAAUAAAGAAUACAAACGUAUGGAGAAAAGAAAGGGACGGAAGUCUAUCUCCACCAGACUUGGUGUUAUCGUCUCUAAGAUGCCCGCGUAAUUGCAACAAUCAUGGAGAAUGCUCUUCUCAUGGAUGCGUCUGUCAUGAAGGUUAUUUCGGAGUGGAUUGUGGGGACAUGCAUUCACGAGCAGAAGAUGACUCAUCACCGAUAUCCAAAUCAUUUACAAUGACUUCAACAACAAGCAUAAUCUUUGAACCCGUGACGUCAUCUUCAACAACAAGAUCAUCUACUUCAACAACAACCCCAAUACCUCCAACAACUACAUCAACACCAAUUACAACAUCCACACACCGUUUUACUACAACCUCAUCAACUUCAAAACCUACUGUAGAUGACGUCACAACUCCGAUGACGUCACCAACUUCGAAUAUAAUCGAAGAAACAUCCCCCCAUAUUUCGUCUAAUAAUAAAAUUCCAAUUCCAACAAGAACUAAUAUUGAUCAUAAUAUGACGUCACAGUCAGGAAUCAGUGGACCAGUACAUUUGGCGGGAAAUACCAAAUAUAUUCGUGUAAAUAGGCAACCUCCUUCCACAACUCAGACGACAACAACGAUAGAAAUUCCCUCUCUUGUGUUAACUGGAGUAGCAAAUAGCGGAGAAUGCCAUGCAAUGAUAGGCGAUUGUGAUCGAAUAGAGAUAUUUGGAAACGGCUUCGUUUCGAGUAAUCACAUGUCAAGUGACUCCGUUGCCGAACAAUCUUCUCUAAACUGCAUUGUUACAAAACAAGAUGGUCCGUUUCCUAACGCCGUUUCGUUUCCCGCCAUUUUUAAUCCCGAAGAAGAGAAUCAUAUGUUCUGUCCUCUUCCAGAGAUCCAAACACUUCUUGUGACGUCACAACCGCAAGUUAAUUACAAAAUUAAGGUCACCGAUGGCACCAGGGAAUCAAAUGAAGUUGACGUCACAAUACAUCUCGGAUAUGGAUCAUUGAAUCCGUGCGCACAAAACCGGCCACCAGUUUUGAACGAAGAAAAAGAUAAACUCAAGGCAUUCGAAGGAGAAAUAUUCAUCUAUCAAUUGAAUGCAACUGAUCCAGGAGACCCGUUCAUAUACUUCGACAUCGACAAAUCAAAAACGACGGACAUGUACGUGUCAGUGAAUGGACUACUUGAAUGGACGGUGCCUCUUGAAUCCUCAGCCAAGACCAAGAAUGUUACUAUUAUCAUAAAGGACCAGUGUGGACUGAAUACAACAGAGACUAUCCAGAUCACCAUACUUCCAUGCUUGUGUGAGAAUGGCGGACGCUGCAUUCCAGAUAUUUCCAAAGAAGUUGGACUCGGGGCUUAUGAGUGUCAGUGUCUAGUUGGCUUCGGUGGAAGAUUUUGUAACGAGACGUGGAAUGAAUGUCCUUUGGGAUUUACAGGAGCGAACUGCAUGACAGACAUUGAUGAGUGCCUUGUAAAUCCGACACCGUGCUUCGAAGGAGUGGAAUGCUUCAACUACAUGGGUUCAUAUUAUUGUGGGCAAUGUCCGGAUGGAUAUCUGGGAAAUGGCUUAACUUGUAUAAAAGUUGAUUAUUCGUUAUCCGAUGACACGAUCGCUGUUGAAAACGAGACAUCAGUGCUGUGGGAUGAUGAUGAUUCACUCAUUGUUCCUGAUAUUCGUGAUUUGGCUCACGAAGUUCACAAAUCCCGUGAAUUGAUUCGUGAAUUAGCUAAUGAAGAUGAUUCACCAAUUCACGACUAUGAUGAUAUCAUUGGCUCGCUUGGUGAUUUUGGAAAUUUAGAAACUGCUCAAUCAAAUGAGUUAACUACUGAUAAUGAAAUGGUUCGUGAGAUGGUGAACACUGAUGAAUCUGAAUCACGAAUUUAUGAGCUACAAUUGGUUCAAGGUACCCGCCCGUCUUCGGAAGUACAAGUUUUCACUACAAUACCUAGUGUUGCCGAAGGAGAAUCUACUAAACAGCGGGAAGACGAAAUACAUGCUACUAGAGCAGUUUUUAUCCCAGAUAUACCAUCAAGAUGA
This is a messenger RNA of Styela clava, 6213 nucleotides long. The record is from RefSeq and is a predicted model, not a curated record. Lineage: Eukaryota; Metazoa; Chordata; Ascidiacea; Stolidobranchia; Styelidae.